Messenger RNA from Truncatella angustata, 1985 nucleotides. RefSeq lists its product as uncharacterized. NCBI's taxonomy places the organism in Eukaryota, Fungi, Ascomycota, Sordariomycetes, Amphisphaeriales, Sporocadaceae. The record is from RefSeq and is a predicted model, not a curated record. The coding region runs from base 191 to 1690 and encodes 499 amino acids. The transcript has a single exon.
GGCGAAUCUUGCCUCGGCUUGUUUCAAGCGCAAACUAGCGUCGUAUUAACAUAGUUUGACAUUACCUAAGUAGCUUGAUUGCGAAAUACAUAAUAUAUCCUGCCAUCAUGCUUUCGAUAUAUCUAACAGUGUUCAGACCUACUCAUUCCGCUACUCACUCGGACCGUCAUAUUUUCAAAAUCUCUUGACCAUGACACAACUCACAGCCAAUGCGAAUUCUGGACUGCCGCAGAUAUCAGACGUCAUAAUCGUCGGUGCUGGCAUUUCAGGAAUCAACGCCGCCUAUCGAAUCCAAUCCGAGGCGCCUCAAGGCACGACGUAUCUGAUUCUUGAAACAAGAAAUUCGAUUGGAGGCACGUGGGAUCUUUUUCGAUACCCAGGUAUCAGAUCCGACUCUGAUAUAAUUACCUUUGGGUUUGCUUGGAAUCCGUGGGACAAAGCAGAGUCCAUGGCAUCUGGGCCUGACAUCAAGGAAUACAUGAUUAGAUCUGCACAGAAGUUUGGAAUAGACGAGCACAUUCUCUUUCAACGCUCUGUCGUCUCUGCAGAAUGGUAUCGUGAAGAGCAACUGUGGACCUUGACUGUGCAAGAGUCAAUUUCAGGAUCGGACAUAGUAAAGCGCAACAUUCACAAGUGCCGCUUUCUCAUUAUGGGAACAGGAUACUACGACUAUACGGAACCACGGAAAACAACUAUACCUGGCCUCACAGACUUUAAAGGGACCGUGGUUCACCCACAGUUUUGGCCGGAAGACCUCGACUAUAAAGAUAAAGAUGUCGUCAUAGUCGGGAGCGGAGCAACUGCCAUAACACUUCUCCCAUCGAUGUCCCAUCAGGCCAGGCACGUUACGAUGCUGCAGAGAAGUCCGACCUAUGUUUUCUCUCUACCACUGCGAGAUAAUUUGACGACGUCUCUACGUACUUGGCUCCCUACCUCAAUAUCAAGAGUGCUGACUCGAGCUCUUUGGAUUUCCCGGAGUUGCUUCACGGCCUUUGUCUGUCGCCGCUGGCCGGACUAUAUUAGGCGUAAGCUCAAGGAAGCGACCACCAAGCAGCUCCCACCAGGAAUCAGCUGGGACCCUCAUUUUAACCCGCGCUAUAAUCCUUGGGAGCAACGCCUAUGUGCAUCUAAGGGCGGCGACUUCUACGCUGCUCUUCGGUCUGGCAAAGGAAGUGUGGUCACUGAUAACAUUACACGAGUGACCGAGAACGGUAUAAAGCUAGAAUCUGGUGAAUCUUUGAAGGCCGAUGUCAUUGUGACUGCGACUGGCCUCAAGCUCAAGUUUGCGGGCGGCAUCAAAGUGGCAGUUGACGGUGAAGCCGUUGAUUUCUCGGACAAGUGGGCAUGGAAAUCCGUCAUGGUACAGGACGUACCGAACAUGGUAUUCAUCACCGGUUAUGAGAAUGCUUCGUGGACGCUGGGAGCCGACGUGAGCAUCCGGCACUUCAUACGACUAGUACGUGCGUUGGAGAGGAAACAUGCAAAAGUGGCUAUCCCUCGAUUGCAGGAACAGGAAGUGUCUAUGAAAGCAGGAUCACUGUUCAAUCUAUCGUCAACAUACCUCAAAAGUGCCGGCUCUAUAUUUCCAAAGACAGGAUCGGGGUACUGGAACGCGAAAAAGAAUUAUAUAGUCGAUAUGUGGGGUGCGUCUUGGGGUGAUGCUACCGCUGGUCUCGAGAUUAUUGGCUAGAUCAGUAACUCUUUUCAAGGAUAGAAAUAGUGGCAUUAUCUUUACUUAUCUACAAUUGACGCUUGCUUCUCUCUUUCCCACCCACCAAGUAUGUCACCGGCAUCCUAAGGUGGCUCAAAAAUCAAUCAAAUUUCCGUUGCUUCACCAACAACCUUGUGUUGUCUAUUAACGCGCGAAAUUCUGGUGAUCUGGGUACAGGCAGCAAGAAUAUUACGAUCAAAUCAAAAUAACAAGAAAAUUAAAUAAGAGUUUAUAGUUAGAGCCGCUUACAUUCCUCCUCAAAAACUUACAGUCA